This is a messenger RNA of Neocloeon triangulifer, 1461 nucleotides long. RefSeq lists its product as uncharacterized. The transcript is spliced from 9 exons. Lineage: Eukaryota; Metazoa; Arthropoda; Insecta; Ephemeroptera; Baetidae. The record is from RefSeq and is a predicted model, not a curated record. Bases 356 to 1270 code for a protein of 304 amino acids.
AAUUAUAAUAUUUUUAAAACGGUUAAGAAUAAGUAAAACGUUUUAUUUAAAAAAUUGUUAUUAUUCAGUCCAACUUGAACUCGAAUUGAAUAAGUACAUUAUUAUGAAAAUAAACCAUAAUUCAAAGUUGAAACAUGAGAAAAUAGUAAGGAAAACGCUACUUGCAUUUUUACAACUUAUAUAAAUUAUUACUCGCGCUUACAAUUUGCAUCACUUGAAAUAUCUUUUCGUUCAAUCAAUCGUAUAAUAGCUUUUACUUUUAGCAAAUAGGUCAAUUAAUGGUGACUUUCACUGUCUGAUAUAUAAAGUACCUGAAAUUUGGCAAACGAGAAAAUUGUUUCGUCACUCUGAAAGAAUGAAAAAGGUGAGAGGGCGAUUGUGUUUUGUGCUACUGGGCCUCCUUGCAGCCAUCAAUGCGCCCCAUGCAGCGCAAAUUGACGUUGUGUCAAAUGGUUUAAUUGGGUCCGACGAUUAUAAAUUGCUGCAGCAGCAAAUCCAAGCUCUGACCACGCAGGCAAAACUUUCAGACGUGCUUAUCAAACAGCUGCUCGAAAAAAUGUACAAAAUGGCGGACGAGGUAACGACCCUGAAGCAACAACGGACAGCGGUGCCCAACACCGAUGACGCCAUCGACCUGGAAGAUUGCAAUUCCAAAGUUUCGCUAAUGGAAGAGAAGGUUGAUCAGUUAAACCUUCAGGAAAAUACUUUGAAUGAGGAAAUUUCAAAAAUAAGGGAAAAAAUUUUCCAAAAGACAGACGUAUACGACCUUUGGCUGAUAGGCGGUAAAAUAGCCGAUAGGCAGCUUGCCGUAGCAUGCCAAGAAACAUUUUGGGAAUUUAAAAUUUCAGUCAACUGCACACUUGCAGGUUUGCAUUCCCCAAAAUUGAAGCAGUUGGCCAACGGAAAAAAAUAUUUUUUUUCUAAUCAAACUGUAGCAAACUGGACUGAGGCGGACGAAAAGUGCAAGGGGAUGGGUUUUCACCUGGCCACAAUCAGGGACGAAGCCGACUUGGACGCGACCUUGGAUGAAGCUAUUAAACGGAAGAACGGUACUUUUUGGAGAUUGUCGGCCAAGAAAUAUGGUAGAUGGGUUUUUCUAUAUCACGACGGCUCAAUUGUCAAAAGGGAUGACAUUGACAUCCUAUAUUGGGUAAAAGCCGACGAGCUUGAUUGCCUCUGCCUCAGCGUAGGAUUGUCAACAAAAAUGGCUGGCUGUAAAUGCAGUUCAGACGCGCAUUUUAUUUGCGAAAUUCCGAGCGAAUGUUCAUAAGCAGAGCGGUUUGGAUUGCUAAAAAUCGGCAAACAUGCAAUUAUAAUAUGUUGGAUUUUCAUCACUAUUUCCACGCCCCUUAUGCAUUGUUUAAUUUUAUAGGUAUUUUAUAUGAAUUUUUAAUUAUCUUUAAAAUAUUUAAUAGUUAUUGCAAUUGUAUAUAUUCUAAUUCUAUAGCACUUGAAUUGGAA